AGGUGCCCCCUAUGUAUGCAGCUACUAGCCGACUUCUACCUGUCAAUGUUUUGAUUGUGAUACGUGUGUGGAAUAAGGCAAUUGAAGCUGUCAUGGAGUAUAUUCUGAAGACUUUGUGAUUUUGGAUUACUAACUUAUCAAUGAUAUGGUGUGGAAAUACAUCGGUAAUACGAAAGUGCAGUAAAUCUGCUUGAUUUCUGGCGUUCUCCCUGUGGCUCGCUUUGGAUCCAAAAUGGACGCACAACCAGAAAUAGAUCCGAACUUCGAGCCACAAACGAGAGCCAGGAGCAACACUUGGCCAUGCAGGCCACGAGAGCCUAUUAACGAUACCCAGAGUUCACCAGCAUCGGACGAAUGUGCGUCAGAAAAUGCAAUAAAACAGGAAAAUGUCGGCUUAAACAAGAAGACAUCAUCUCGACGUAAUGCGUGGGGAAAUCUCUCGUAUGCUGACCUAAUUACGAAAGCUGUACAAAGUUCGGCUGAGCAGCGACUUACACUGUCGCAAAUUUACGAUUGGAUGGUCCAAAAUGUACCCUACUUUAAAGAUAAAGGGGACAAUACAAGUUCGGCAGGUUGGAAGAAUUCAAUUCGACACAACUUGUCUCUACACAGUCGGUUUAUGAGGAUUCAAAAUGAAGGCACAGGCAAGAGUUCUUGGUGGGUCAUCAACCCUGAUGCCAAACCUGGUAAAACGCCACGAAGGCGGGCUGGUAGCAUGGAAACAAAAAGCUACGAGAAACGGCGAGGAAGGGUAAAGAAGAAAGUAGAAGCUUUACGUGCAGCACUCGAGAAUAACAACAGUCCAUCGUCCACGACGGACGACUAUCUUACUGACUCUCCGCUGGGAUUCCAGCUCAGUCCAGAGUUCCGACAGAGGACGAGUUCAAAUGCCAGUAGUUGUGGUCGGCUUUCCCCGAUACAGGCUGGCAUUGAGCCUGAUCUCCAUGACAACCAGGUACCGCCCAUGUCCCCUAUCCCGUGGGGGAGUGAGGAGGGCUCUGUGCCUAAUUAUGACCAGAUGGGACAGUAUGACCAGCUGGUCGACACUCUGGUUGACAGCAUGAAGCUGGGGGAAAGUAACAUGGGCUUAGGUAUUGACAAUGGUGUGGGACUGGGGGUCUGUGAAGGUGAUAUAGAAAUGCUGACAGAGUCCAGCUUACAACAACAGCUCAUGCCUCCAAGUGACAAUAUAAAUCUUUCCCAGUAUAGUGAUCAAAGUGCCAACUAUGAUGAUGCUCAGUACAGGAACAUGCCUGCCCCACCCCCUUACAGGGAUGCCAUGCGCCGCAGCCCACAACAGCAGGGUGUGGACCAGCUCCCACAGAAUGGGAACUUUUCAGACCUGAGUCUGUCCCAGCAGAAUGCCCUGAGAAUUUAUGCACAGACAUCUGAUGCAGGUCUGUUUACUGGGGACAUGUUGCUGCAGCAGGCCCGUAUUAGCCCCAGCUCCAGUCAGCUCAGUGUUAACACUCAACAGCAACAGUUGUCCUCCCCAGCCAGAUCUCCCCAAGGUUGCCAGCAGAUCAGCCCUUCCCAGUAUGACAGUCGGGUGGGGUUUUCUCCCUCCCCACAGUCCAAGCAACUGUCCCCUCAGCUCACCAGUCGCCAGCAGCACUCUAUCCUGCAGCAGUGUCUUGAGGCACCUUCAGACUCACUGUUAAGGGCAGCCCUCACACAGAACUCAGGUCUGACCCAGCAGAAAACCCUAUCCUACCAACAGAUGCCCAUGUCAUCAUCACCCUCUUCGCAGCCACAGUUCAAUGUGCGCUAUGGCAGCACGCAGCUCAACAUGAGGCCACAACAACCUGCUCCAGGUAUUAAUGGAAUCAACAAUAAUAUUGCAUCCACAAUGCGCCAACAACAACAACAACAACAGCCGCAGCAAAUGAGUCAUGGUCUGUUGGGUAAUAUCGGAAGUGUUCCUCGUCAGUCCUCUAACAGUCCUCAACUUGUGCUAUCUUCAUCCAACAGACAGAACAUAUCACCUCAGGAGCAAGGGAUGGCCAACAUGCCACCCACUGCUCCAAGCUCCAACUCCCUUAAUGAAAUUGAGGCCGACUUCUUUGAUUUGGGAUGUGACAUGGAACAGGUGCUUCAACAUGAACUCAGUCUUGAGGGCAAUCUAGAUUUCAACUUCGAUACCAUGAAUAAUAGCUCCUCAGCUUCCUCUGGAACAGACGCUCAGAAUUUGGUACGAUAAUGAUGGUUGAGGUUUAGAACUUCUGUAGUUAGUGGUUCGCCAGUUGUGGUGAUAACUGGAGAAAUGCAUGCAUACCUGUGUGUGUUGAGACCAGUCUCACCUGGCGAGUCUCGCGUGUUGUGCUUUAGGAUACUGUACCAAUGGAGCCUUACUGUGGGGAACUCCAAAAGUGGGCCAGUCCUGUUGGUGGGGCGAUUUCACCCUACGUCAUCUGACGAAUCUGUCUUGUGCUCCUUGCCACGAAUAGCAUCAAUAUACAAUACAUAUUAUAUGUACAAUACAUAUAUGUAUGUUGAGGUUGGAGUUCAGAAAUAAUGUGUAUUGAUACAGAAUCAUGUUGUAUACUGGUAAAAGUGGCCUCGUCAUUAUUGUGAUCCCUGGUAUCCCGGGGGUCCAGAUUGACAAUUGUUGUCUAUAAUGUGUUAACAUUGGAAAGGGAUAUGUUGUGAAGAGGAGUGUUUAUUGUAGGUGCAUACUGUAUAGUGGUGUAGUACUUCAGUGUCUAGCUCGGCACUUCAUUGUCACAGUGUUCAUUUCUGUCAGAUACAAGUAAGCUCAAGCUCGGAUUCAAAAUAAGUAUAACCACAUCGUGUUUUUACUAAUUAGGACAAAAUAUGUUUUUUGACCACAUAGGUUUAUACUCCAACAUAUGGAAGUACGAUAGUACAUAAAUACAUUCUAAUAUAUCCGGUACUCUAACUUCUAUUGUAUUACAGACCUGUGCUGCAACUGUACAACAUCAUGCUUUACUCUGAGAUCUGUGUUUUAAUGGUCCUGCUACCAGUUCUGGAAGGGAAGAACAGUGCUAUCACAUACUGGUACAUGUCAUCCCUGGGGAGGGCAGAACAGUGCUAUCACAUACUGGUACAUGUCAUCCCUGGGGAGGGCAGAACAGUGCUAUCACAUACUGGUACAUGGCAUCCCUGGGGAGGGCAGAACAGUGCUAUCACAUACUGGUUCAUGUCAUCCCUGGGGAGGGCAGAACAGCACUAUCACAUACUGGUUCAUGUCAUCCCCGGGGAGGGCAGAACAGUACUAUCACAUAC
This is a messenger RNA of Mizuhopecten yessoensis (Yesso scallop), 3246 nucleotides long. RefSeq names its product forkhead box protein O-like. Gene Ontology annotation, biological process: regulation of transcription by RNA polymerase II. Gene Ontology annotation, cellular component: nucleus. The coding region runs from base 233 to 2200 and encodes 655 amino acids. Gene Ontology annotation, molecular function: DNA-binding transcription factor activity, RNA polymerase II-specific; RNA polymerase II cis-regulatory region sequence-specific DNA binding. Lineage: Eukaryota; Metazoa; Mollusca; Bivalvia; Pectinida; Pectinidae. The transcript is spliced from 2 exons. The record is from RefSeq and is a predicted model, not a curated record.